Molecule: messenger RNA, 1072 nt
Organism: Sinocyclocheilus rhinocerous
Lineage: Eukaryota; Metazoa; Chordata; Actinopteri; Cypriniformes; Cyprinidae
Product: ankyrin repeat domain-containing protein 12-like
Exons: 8
Coding region: 1-1026 (341 amino acids)
Cellular component (GO): nucleoplasm
Molecular function (GO): protein binding
Source: RefSeq, a predicted model, not a curated record
AUGGAUUUAGAGCAGGAGGAAACCAUCGCGACCGACGACGACAGUGGUGAAGCAGACCAGGGUUUUUACCUCAGCAGAGUUAAAGCUCUUGUUAACGAAGAAGAAAGUUCUUCAGAAAGGGAACCCAGAGAAGGUAAUCCAGUUGAUGCACCUAGUCUGGAAAAGUCCCUGCCUUCUAAAAGGAAGGAGAAUCUAGACACUAAAGAGUACAAUAAGGCAUUCAAUACACCUUUGACUACACAUGAUAAACCAACAUUACUGGCUAAACCUUACAUUAGUUCAGGCAAGUGCUCAAACCUGACCACACAAAUUAAGAUCAGUGCAGUGUAUACAGGUUUCAGUGGCAAGUCAGGGAAAGUCCUAUCACUCAAGUCCAUCCACAGACGGAAUCAUUUUGGAGAGACAAAGCUGCAUUUAGCCGUGAUGAAGGGAGACGUUCAAGACAUCAAAGACUUGAUCACAGCGGGUGCUUUCGUUAACAUACCAGAUUAUGCAGGUUGGACUCCACUCCAUGAGGCAGUGCAGAGAAACAAGUAUGACAUGACAGAAAUUUUACUCGAAGCUGGAGCCGAAGUCAACUGCAGAGGACAUAAUGGAAUUACACCUUUACAUGAUGCCAUAUAUUGUCAGUAUUACAAGAUUGUAGAACUACUUCUGAAGUAUGGUGCUGAUCCAUUAUCAAAGUGUGACAGAGGAAAGACUCCUAUGGGCUUGACCACAGACAGAUCUAUGUACAUACUGGUGGAGAAAUAUCUGCAGAAGUCUAAAAGUGAUCCAGCUGAAAAUCCACCCAGCAUCACUGAUUCUGCAGUUAAUCCAAGUUUGAGCCAAAGAAACAACCAGAACUCCAUCAAAGACACAAGAGCUCCUCUUCAGAAAUCAACAGGAACUGCUGAUACAAGUGAGCAUGAAAGCAGCCUGCAGUCUGGUGAAGCUGAACCCAUUCCUGGUCCAAGCAGAGGACAACCAAGCUGUGAUCCAUCCAUGAGGUUUCAGGCCUCUUUCAAAGGUUCUCUACAUUACUGAAGGGUUGUGGGACUAGAUAUGGCUCAUGCAGUAUUUAAUAGCAGUA